Molecule: messenger RNA, 1104 nt
Organism: Podospora anserina S mat+
Lineage: Eukaryota; Fungi; Ascomycota; Sordariomycetes; Sordariales; Podosporaceae
Exons: 1
Coding region: 1-1104 (367 amino acids)
Source: RefSeq, a predicted model, not a curated record
AUGUCCACCAAGAAUGCAUCAUUUCCAUACCCACCCAUCGAAACCGAGAAAGACGCCCUGCGCAUCCUCACGAUAGAGCCAGGAGACUUUCCUGAUCUCUUGGUAUGCACUCUCGACCCCUUUUUCUUCAGCCAAAAGCCCAAAUAUGUUGCUCUCUCCUACACAUGGGGAAGUUCCUACAAGGACAACGCCAAACUCCCCUUGUCUCGCUUGACAGCAACAGCACUCUCCCCAAGCCAAGAUGUCCUCCCCCUACCAGCAUCACCAUUCCGGCCUGGAAGCAACACACCUUUGACAACCCUCCUACUCCGACAAAGAACAAUGUCCUCCCUCUCACCACCCUCCACCCAGCCGACCACCGCCCCAUCUCCCCCGAUCACGGUCAACAACCACCCCUUCCACAUCAGCCACAACCUCCACCUCGCCCUGCUACACCUCCGCUCCUCCACCCACCCGAUCAGGAUCUGGGCAGACGCAAUAUGCAUCAACCAAUCCGACACUGCCGAGCGAAACAGACAGGUCUCCCUCAUGUCCUCCAUCUACACUCGAGCAGGUUAUGCGGUCGUCUGGCUAGGCACAAAGAACCACACAGUCAAUCACCCUGCCCCCUUCUCUUCGUCCGGCGGACCGGCGGUAUAUCGAUCAAUGUCACUAGAGUGGAAAGCCGGCCAGACUCAGCACCUCGCCGCGGGCCUGGUUCUCCAACCUACUGGGCAGCCCCCCAGGAUCAAGAUUUGGUACUCCCCAAGGCCCCCACAAGCCACCCUGAUGCGUCUGGCGGAAAGCACGUACUGGACUAGACUUUGGGUGGUGCAAGAGGUGUGCCUGCCGAGGUCGCUGCUGGUUGUGUACGGGUCAGAUAUAUGGGCUUACGAGGAGUUUCAGGGGUGGGUGCAGGUUGGGAAUGGUAAUACUGGUGACGGUAUGGGAGGGCAGCUUCAGAGACCCCCGCCCCCACAACACACAGAGUCUCAGCUUGUGGCUACCAUCAUGGCUCCUAUGCGGAGGCUACUGGAAACAAGAGAGAAGAGGCAUACCAGCAUGAUGGCGCUGGAGAGCCUGGUGGAGAGGUUCGCGGGGAAUGAGUGUAGUGUAGUGAGUUGA